Myotis daubentonii (Daubenton's bat) is the source of this 1504-nucleotide messenger RNA. It is a transcript of the gene NEUROG3, whose product is annotated as neurogenin 3. The record is from RefSeq and is a predicted model, not a curated record. Gene Ontology annotation, molecular function: E-box binding; DNA-binding transcription factor activity, RNA polymerase II-specific; protein dimerization activity. NCBI's taxonomy places the organism in Eukaryota, Metazoa, Chordata, Mammalia, Chiroptera, Vespertilionidae. Gene Ontology annotation, biological process: positive regulation of transcription by RNA polymerase II; axon development; sensory organ development. Gene Ontology annotation, cellular component: nucleus.
GAGCAGAGGCCGGGGCCACUGACGCUUCCCUCCUUAGGGCUGGGGGACUCCCGGGCGGCGGCUCGGCAGCUCCGCUGAACUUGGCGUUUGCAAGGCCAGCUCAGCUCCUGCCGCUCGAAGCCCGCCGCUCCCAGCCUUUUGCACAUGAGACCAAGGAUGGCGCCUCAGCCCUCGGGUGCGCCGGCUGUCCAAGUGACCCCCGACACGGAGCCGCCCUUCCCGGUCGCCUCGAGCGCGCAAGAGCCCUGCAUCGUGUCCGCUCCGCCCAGCCCCACUCGCGUGUCAGGGGACCCCGUCGAGGCCGAAGGGAGCGGCUGCCGAGGGGCCGCCAGGAAGCUCCGGGCGCGGCGUGGGGGACGCAGCCGGCCCAAGAGCGAGCUGGCGCUGAGCAAGCAGCGGCGGAGCCGACGCAAGAAGGCCAACGACCGCGAGCGCAAUCGGAUGCACAACCUCAAUUCGGCCCUGGACGCGCUGCGCGGGGUCCUGCCCACCUUUCCCGACGACGCGAAGCUCACCAAGAUCGAGACGCUGCGCUUCGCGCACAACUACAUCUGGGCGCUGACGCAGACGCUGCGCCUAGCGGACCACAGCCUGUACGGUCUGGAGCCUCCCUGCGAGGAGCUGGGCAGCCCGGACGGCGGCUCCCGGGGAGACUGGGGCUCCCUCUACUCCCCGGUCUCCCAGGCUGGCAGCCUGAGCCCCGCCGCCUCGCUGGAGGAGCGCCCCGGGCUGCAGGCGGCCUCCCCUGCCUGCCUGCCGGGCGCCCUGGCCUUUGCAGACUUUCUCUGAUGGCCUGCCGGCCGCCGGGCGGUGGGUGCCGGGGGAGAGGGCGGAGGUGGAGGAGGUGGCGGUGGCCCUGGCGCGGACUUGCUCCUCCUGCCGCUGGUGGGCCUAGACGUCCGCGGGGUGGCCGGCUAGUUCAGUCCCACGUCCUCAGCGCCGCGCCAACUGAGACAUCCUGCCGCUGCCUGCGCAAGUGGGCGGUACCGGCCGCGCGUUUCAGGGCCCCUCCCUGCCGUCACCCCAAAAUCUCGUGCAAAAAAAAAAAAAAAAAGCUGAGAAUGGUAGCACUACACAGGGAAAACGCGCCCCCACCCCGUCUCCUGCCACCCUCCCCUCACUCUGUCUGUCAGACCUACGACUCUCUCUCACGCUCCUCCCCAGACAUGGUUUCAUCCAGCCUCUGGUCUCUGCUCCCCUCCUCUCUCCCUAGCCAGUCCCGGGUGUCCGGCCGCCCCCCCUGCCUUAAUCCAGGAAGGCGACCCUCUGCCUUCUCCGCGUGCACUUUUCUGAGCCAUUGCCCUGCUGUGGGCUGGAGCCCUGACUGAGAACUGGUCUCACAUUCCCCCUGGGGAGCACCCCCCCCCAACUCCGCCUCCCUGCGACCCAGAGAGCCCGUGCCUUUAGAAAAAAUCAGUUUGUAAAUUAUAUGAUGUCUUUUGAGAGGAAUUUUGGUAAAUUAUAUGCCCUCCCCCCUGUUUUUUGUAUUUAUUGAUGAGAUUUC